AUGGGUGUUACAGUUUUACAGCAGUAUCCUGUGCCUGAAAAUAAGACCGGUACUCACGUUAUAGAACUUUUGACGAAGCGAAUUCUUGCUUUAGGAGCGACUCAACAAGGACAGUUCCUAGUGGAUUGUGAAAGUUACCUAUCACACCCCCAGAUGGGCACAACAAAAACAGUCCACAUACUUCAUAACUCUGAACAACCAGCGUCCGUAUUCUCCAUUCUAGAAAGCGGUACAAAAAACAUUCAUGUCAUAGCCGAUGGUCUAUUUGAUUUACUCAUGAUGAAAUUAUCCCACCAGUAUACUUCUAAGAAACAAACCAAAAUUGAGAGCAAAGGACCACGGUUUGAACUCGGAGAUUUUUGUGUUAAACUCGGAUCAGUCACCAUGAAUCAGAACUUUAAAGGAAUUCUUAUUGAGAUAGAAUAUCGGCCCUGUGUCAUGGCAAAUGCUGUCUGGAGCCUGUUAAGAGAGUUCCUUCAGGGGUUGCUAGGACCAGCAGUACCUGUCCAGCCACCGCAACACCUACUAAGCAAAAUGAACGAAAUAUAUACCCCAAUAGACACCAUAUACCAGUAUCUAGAACAUUUUAGUGCUUACAGGAAAGUUACAGGAAUGAGAAAUUCUUAA
Arctia plantaginis is the source of this 627-nucleotide messenger RNA. Lineage: Eukaryota; Metazoa; Arthropoda; Insecta; Lepidoptera; Erebidae. The record is from the annotation of a GenBank genome assembly.